AUGCAUUCUGAAUCCCAGCCUUCCCCUCCCCUCCCCCACACCCCAGUAAAAGCUUCCAGAGCACCCUCCAGAACUCAGCACAUGAAAGCCCAGACUCCUUUAAAAUCCACCAGAGGCAAGCAAAGGAAACUGAAGGACGACCUGCUGGGAAUGAAGCCUGCAAGAGGACUUAACUGCCCUGCAGCCCUCCCUGGCCUUCUGCCAGCACGCAGCCCUACUUCUCUGCAUUUUAAUGUUCAGGAAGCUAGAGAGCCUCUUCCAUUGCUAACUAGAGGCCCUGGAUACAAUGGGAAGGCAGCGAGGGAGGAGGGCUGUGUCUUGGCAUAA
Messenger RNA from Pipistrellus nathusii (Nathusius's pipistrelle), 327 nucleotides. NCBI's taxonomy places the organism in Eukaryota, Metazoa, Chordata, Mammalia, Chiroptera, Vespertilionidae. The record is from the annotation of a GenBank genome assembly.